AUGCCUGUCGACCGGCGGAAAACAGCCGUUUUCGCUGCUGCGGUCGCUGUCCGACUGUUCCUUUUCGUGGCAUUUCCCUCAUUACCAGAUCUUUUGACAUCAAGAGUUGAAGUGUCCACCCCGGUCAGCAGUUUCAAGAGAUUGCAAGAAGGCCUCUUUCUGUACACGCGCAACGUGUCCCCAUACGACGGCGGCGUAUUUCAUCAGGCACCUCUCCUUCUUCCUAUAUUUGCUCUGCUUCCGAAUCCGAGAGAUUCCCCCUUCGCUACGAGCUUGUUCUUCACGGGAAUAGACCUCUUGAACGCGAAUGCGCUGAUCAACAUCUCCGACUCGGCUGAGUCUGUUACGGGAAGACUACACAGUUCGCUACGCAAGCAUGUCAGGUGGGAUGGAAUAGCUAUCGCUGCAUGGUAUCUCUUCAAUCCGUUCAUUAUCUCAACAUGUCUCGCUCGCUCAACGACUAUCUUCACCAACUUGUCAAUCCUAUACGCAAUUUCCAAUGCUGUCAGCGGGAAUAGUGUGAAUGCCAUUGUGGCUCUUGCUUCGGCAGCUUACUUGUCUCUCUAUCCCUCCCUCCUCUUCCUACCAUUGGUUUACCUUUGUUAUGACCGGUCAAUCCGGAACAAGAGCGAUUCUGAGCGGCCCAGCGAAUUCGCUUUUUUCGCAAAACACUUUAGUGCAUUUAUUACGGCCGUCGCUGGAUUACUCGGAGCUUCUUUCCUAGUGACAGGGUUUUCUUGGGACUUUAUACCCGCCAUCUACGGAUUCCAUCUGCUUGUUCCCGAUCUUUCACCAAACGUUGGUUUAUGGUGGUACUUUUUCAUUGAGAUAUUCGACUCGUUCCGCGAAUUCUUUCUCGGCGUCUUUUGGUUACACCUAGUCGGCUAUGUCGGAGGAUUGACGAUUCGGCUACGGCGGCAGCCAUUAUUCGUGAUCACUUCCUUGAUCGGUAUAUUUGCUAUUUUCAAGCCAUAUCCUAGUAUUGCCGACGUUUCGUUGUAUUUUGCUCUUCUUCCUUUAUACAGACAUCUAUCACCACUUACACGAUACACUUUCUUUGCGGCUGCUGCUUUGCUCUAUGCUACUCUACUCGGGCCGGCUUUUUACCAUCUUUGGAUCUAUGCUGGGUCAGGAAACGCCAAUUUUUUCUAUGCUAUCACGCUAGUAUGGAGUCUGGGUCUGACAAUCCUCGUCGCCGACCUCAUAUUCGCAGCCUUGCGGGACGAGUGGGAACAAGACAACCCAGAUUUGAAAGGGAAAGAAGUUAGACAAAUCUGACUGAACAUAUCAUCAACUAGAAAAGAAAAUCUAUUCACUGCCAAGCCCAACCGCCGUCUAAAGUCUAUAAACCAAAUAUCACCUCUAUCCCGUUAUUCUAUAUCAUGCCAGGUGAACCAUUAUAUAAAAGCAAAGAAAAUCAAAACGCUUUGGACAAUAUCAAAUAAUCCGGCUCCUUGACCGUACCAUUCCUUAGCUUUCUGGGUCCAGGUGAAUACUCAUCAACUGUAUAUCCCAACCGGGAAUAGAACCCCACCGCGGGACUAUUAGCCCUGAAGACAGUCAACAUGCCCU
Molecule: messenger RNA, 1572 nt
Organism: Talaromyces stipitatus ATCC 10500
Lineage: Eukaryota; Fungi; Ascomycota; Eurotiomycetes; Eurotiales; Trichocomaceae
Product: GPI transamidase component PIG-U, putative
Exons: 5
Coding region: 1-1278 (425 amino acids)
Biological process (GO): protein localization to cell surface; attachment of GPI anchor to protein
Cellular component (GO): GPI-anchor transamidase complex; membrane
Source: RefSeq, a predicted model, not a curated record